Coccinella septempunctata (seven-spotted ladybird) is the source of this 2826-nucleotide messenger RNA. RefSeq names its product ras-like protein 2 (gene Ras64B). Bases 142 to 744 code for a protein of 200 amino acids. Gene Ontology annotation, cellular component: plasma membrane. The transcript is spliced from 4 exons. NCBI's taxonomy places the organism in Eukaryota, Metazoa, Arthropoda, Insecta, Coleoptera, Coccinellidae. The record is from RefSeq and is a predicted model, not a curated record. Gene Ontology annotation, biological process: signal transduction. Gene Ontology annotation, molecular function: GTP binding; GTPase activity; GDP binding.
UCUUUGGUCUUGGAGUUGUGUUAAUUCAUAAGUUGAGUUGAAGUUCUGUUCGUUAGUAGGUGUAACUUGUAUAGAGUUCAUUUGUGUUAAAUAAGUUAUUUUAAUUACAUAGAUAUCGUAGUAAUAAAAUACUUUAACACAAUGUCGAAACCUAAUGAUAGAGGCAUCAAUUAUCAAACUUACAAAUUAGUGAUCGUUGGUGGUGGUGGUGUUGGAAAAUCUGCCAUCACUUUGCAGUUUAUUCAAAGCUAUUUUGUAACAGACUAUGAUCCUACAAUUGAAGAUUCAUAUACCAAACAAUGUGUUAUCGAUGAAAUUCCUGCAAAACUUGACAUUUUGGAUACUGCUGGACAAGAAGAAUUUAGUGCUAUGAGGGAACAAUACAUGAGAUCCGGUGAAGGUUUCUUACUAGUCUUCUCUGUGACUGAAAGAUCUAGUUUCGAAGAAAUAUACAAAUUCCAUAAGCAAAUUCUCAGAGUUAAAGAUAGAGAUGAAUUUCCAAUGUUGAUGGUUGGAAAUAAGGUUGAUCUGGAACACCAAAGAACAGUAUAUCAAGAAGAAGCACAACAAUUAGCUAGACAACUGAAAAUUCCUUACAUUGAGUGUAGUGCCAAAAUGAAGAUGAAUGUUGAUAAUGCAUUCUAUGAAUUGGUUAGGGUUGUGAGAAAAUUUCAGAUGUCUGAAAGGCCACCUCUCAAACCUAGUUACAUGAAGAGGAACAAGAAGAAAUGCUGCGUUCUUUAAAAAAUUAGUUAGGGUGAAAGAAGCAUCACAAUAAGAUUUUAUGAGAGAAAUUUAUAUUAUUUUUUUAAGAAAAUGCGUUUUGAAGACAUUAAUUAACAUAUCAGAACUACUCUUUAUCUUUUGAAUUGUUGAAGAAACAUGAUUUGAUAUUUUUUUCUUUCGAUAGGAUAUCUUCAAUUUCAUUUGAAUUUUAUCCAGAAAGUUUCAACAUCACAAUGUUGAUAGGACAAGAAUAUCCUCAACACAAAUUUAUGUAUCUUAUUCGCAUAAUAAUCAAAAAAUAAUUAACUGCACACCAAUAUACUGAAAGCAUUGCUUAUUCAUUGCCUGUUCAUAUACAAUUAUUCAUACUCGGAAUAAAAAUAUAAAAUCACUUCUCAAAAAAUUUUGAAGAAUAAGCUGAUUGGUGAUGAAGAUCAAAAAUAUCUUGCAAAAAAGUUUGUGACAAGAUUUUUUUAAAUUCAAGGACAUUUUUAUAUUUUUGGUUUAUACAGUUAUGACUUUCAGAUAAUUGAUUUUUACUAUCAAUAUUUUGACAGUAUAUAGGGUUUUUCAUGCAAAAUGUCCAGUAGAAGUAUCUAGUGAGUAGAUUUUUUUUCUGUAAAUCUCUAUUAAUGACACACUGUAGAAGACCUUAAAUUAAUCAGAAUGUUUCUCGAGGAUGUUCAAUUUCACCUGAAACUUUACAUCCAAUUUGAGACAAAUGUAUUAAUAUCACCAGAACCUUGAGGUUUGGGUAUGGGGAAAUUCAAAUAUGCUGUAGUUGAAAGAUUGUAGAAAAUCCAAUCAUGUAAUAAAAUAUAGGCUUCUCCAAAACAAGAAUAUUCUAGAUAAAUAGGUCCCGGUCAUUCGUUAUGAUAUUCAAAUUUUCGGAUAAAAAUCUCAUUAGGUUAUGUAAAUACUUCUAGUGGACACUUUUUAUGAACCACCCUGAAAUGAUGUAAGUAAUUGGAUAUGCUGAUAUCCAAUUUUUUAAUAAUCAUCACUUUGCAAAUGAUAGUAGAGGAGACAGAGUCCUUACCAUUGUGUUUAAUUAUUUGGGGAGAUUCUUGGACAGAUUUUUCUCUUAUAUUUUAUGAAACGCAUUUUAUUAGAAUAUUAAAACUGAAUUGAUGUUAACAAAUCGUUUUUGAAUGUUUGUAAUAUGUGUCUAUUAACACAUAAAAUAAUUAUUUAUUCUUAUACACUCAUAUUCAAUAUAUGUAAUUAAUUACAUAUUCUUUUUGAAUAUAUAUUUUGCUGAUCUAGAAUGGAUCUAGUAAUUUUCCUUUUUGAAUUUGUGAAGCAUCUCUCCUUUGAGUUAGAUAAGUGUAUCCAAUUCAUGUUCCGGAUAUUUGAUAAAAAUUACAUUUCAGUGGAAAAUGCGUGAAUUAUCAAAGUGGAGGUUAUUGGAAACACCAAUUUUAUUUUUAUAAGAGUAAUAUUUUUCUAAGUGUAUAUUUAUCUCUAUCAGCGCUAAGGUAUGAUUCUAGAAACUGGUGUUCAUAAUGAAAAGAUCUCUUGUAUUAAAUAUUACACAGUACAAUAAAUAUACCAAUUUUAAUACGCAACAUUCUCAAUGAAGUUUUCCAGACUGAAAUCUUUUCAUCCUGGAAAAAAUUCACUGCCAUCUAUCUAUAGGCAGAAGUAAAAAAAUUAAUGUCAAUUGCAUAAUAAACUAACCACUGAACAACUGUACAAUAAUAUUAUGUUUUAUUCUUGUUUAUAGACCUUUAUAUACAAGGGUUUUAGUGACAUCAAAAACAAACUUGGUGUUAAUUUUGAGAUAUAUUAAUAAAAUCUAAUUUACCUUGAAUCCAUGUGACCCAAAUAAAAUAGUUUUUAUAAUAAAUUGGAAGAUCAAUACAGAUAUUUUAAUUCAGAUGCUAUUUACAUUUACAUAUUAAUUAAGAUAUUCAAUUUUAUUGAUAUAUUGUUUAUGAAGAAUAUAUUUUUAUCAUUUUCCUGAAUAAAUUGUAAUUGAGAUUUAACAAAACAUGAGAGCUUUUCUGUGAAAAAUGGGCAGCUGUCUGCCAAUAUUUAAAUGUUGUUUGAAUUCCAUCUAAUUUUUGUGCAAUAAACGGAAUCGUUAUUGAUGAUGAA